CAAAGCUGUCUAAUCUCAGAAAACCUCACUGACAUUAUCCCUUGGUGGCUGGGCACGGGAUCAGGCUCCCCAGGAAGGCGGUCACAGCUCCAUGCCUCACACAGUUGCACAGUGCUCUCCGGCACACGGUGUGACUCCUGGGGAUGGCCGGCGAUGAUCCCUGUGUGUUCCUUCCAUCUCAGAUUGUUCUAUGAUUCUGUGACACUGUUAACACCGGGUGAGCUCCAAAAAACACCACAGCCCCCCUCGAAAAGAAUGCAAAGCGAUCCGGUUUCUAAACCCGGCCCCUUUCUGGGCCCAUGGCAGGAAGCGGCCGGAGAGCGGCGGGACGCGGCGGGAAGGGGCAGGAGAGCGGCAGGGAGCGCAGCGGAGGCGCGGAGCUCGUUCCCCGCUGCCCCGCGGGCUCCGGCAGCGCCGCCUCCCGCGGCCGCGGCGGGAGCGGGGCCCUGAGGCGUUCGUGUCCCGGCCUAACGCGGGCAGCGCUGCCCUGGGAGACGAGGGAGCACUGAAGCGAGAUGCGGCCAGCGCGGGGGCCCGGCGGCAUGGCGGGGAUCCCCGGCGAGCUCAGCCUCAUGGAUAAGGGCGUUAAGAGCCUGAGGGAUGUGUCCCUGAGCUCGGACCUGCACACGCUCAACGCCCACUGUAACCUCAUCGCCAGGAUCCAAGGGCUCGACCACCUCCGGAAUCUGCAGCACUUGGAUCUGUCUUCGAACCAGAUCCGCCGCAUCGAGGGGCUCGGUUCCCUGGCUAGGCUGCGCACCCUGAGCUUGUCCUGCAACCUGCUGACCAAAGUGGAGGGACUGGAAAAACUCUUUAAUUUAACUAUGCUGAACUUGUCAUAUAAUCGCAUACAUGAUCUCUCUGGAUUUCGAUCCCUUCAUGGAACCAGACAUAAGAUUAGCCACAUUGACCUUCACAGCAACUGUGUAAACAAUAUGAAUCACUUACUUCAGUGCACAAAGGGGCUGCACUGUUUGACAAACCUCACGCUGGAAAGGAACGGAAAAGCCAAUCCAGUUUGUCACAUAGCAGGUUAUAGAGAAACUGUUCUUCAGUCAUUGCCCCAGCUAACAGCUCUAGAUGGAAGAAAUAUUUCUGGUGAACCAGUGGACCUGGCAGAAGAAAAUUAUUCAGAUUUGCAGGGUUUAGAAGACAUUUUGGGCUCUUUGGUUUCAUCUGAGUGCCCUUCCACCCGAGAUCAGAACAAUGUUCCCUUACCGCUGGCGACACCACACAUCGACCAGGCACUGGCUCAGUUUCGGCAGCGUUCAAGGGUACCAGUGCAAGGUGCCACCAGCUCCUCCACAGAGCUUGUCUCAUCUUCUGAACCCGAGAAAACCCAGCUUGAUAAAAUACACAAUGAGAUGAGAAUUAGAAAAAUAGAAGAUCAAAUUUUACAGAUACUACAAAAGGUAUCUGAUAGUUCAAGACAGGAAGCUGCUCCAAGUGCUCUCAAAGCUAAGAGAGACACGGAUCCGACUUCUGAGAGUGAAAAUGAGAGUGGAAAAGAGAACAACAGAAAGGUCAUGAAAGGAAGCAAGAUCCCCACUUACCGUAAAACUGCAUUAUCUACAAAAGGUCAUGCAAGUCAUCUAAAGAAGAAAAUUACUAACAGGGAAGAGAAGAAGAGUUCCUCUAAGUGUCCAUGCUCCAUUCAGAAUGACUCUCCUUUUAAAGUAGUGGGAAGAAAAGCUGAAAUAUUAACUGGAAGACAGAGCAAUAUGGAAAAAGUAGAAGAAUGCAAUUCAAAUCCCAUAGAGGAAUCAACAUACCGAGCACUAAUUCAAGAACUGGAUCAGGAGAAAGAAAGGAGGUGGAAAGCAGAGCAAGCAGAGAAGAAAUUAUUAGAGCAUGUCAGUGAGCUACAGAAGCAUGCAAAAGAAGAAAAGAAUAUUCAGAGUAUGGCUUUAUUUACCAGAGACAGGUUAAAGGAAUUGAUAUUGAAAGAGAGAGAUGCCAAAGCAAGACUGCAAGCAGAUGUCCAACAGCUGAAAGGUGAAACUGAAAGACUUACUAAUGAGCUAAAUCAGGCAAGAAAUAAAGAAGCAGAAUAUCAGAAGGCCAUGCGAGCUUUAGAAGAAGCACUGUCCAAGAUGGAGACACAGAGGUUGCAGCAGCGAGCAGCAGAGAUGAAACAGGUGCAAGAAGCAGAGCUUAAAGCAUCAGCAAAUGAAAGAGAAGUACAGUUACUUCGAAUAUCUGUCCGACAACAGAAGGAGAAGGUAAAACAACUACAUGAGCUUCUGGUAUUAAGAGAGCAAGAGCAAAGGAAAGAACUUGGAACCCGAGUUGCUUUAAAUGGACCUGAAUUUCAAGAUGCUUUGGCAAAAGCAGUGGCUAAAGAGGAGCAGAGGCAUGAACAGCAUGUUAGAGAAUUGCAGGAGAAAAUUCACAUGUCAAACCAGAAGUACAGAGAGCUAGAAGAUGAAUUUCGUUUAGCUUUAACUAUCGAAGCUAAAAGGUUUAAAGAGGUAAAACAGGGGUUUGAAAAGGCUUCUGCUGAUCUAGUUGAACACAAACAAGCCCUGUUUGAAUUGGAACAAAGGGAAAAAGACAUGGCAAGUCUGAUCCAAGACCUGACAAAUUUAGUAGAAGAACAGAAAGCAAAAAUUGCAGAACUAACAAAAUCAAACGAAGAAGCUACAGCAAACCUAAAGUGUCGAACUGGAGAACUUGAAACUCUAAUUGAGGAGGACAAACAAAAGGCUAUUCAAGUGGAACUUCUAAAAAAAGAAAAUGUAAAACUUAUUUCCCAGCUGACAGCCCAGGAAUCUGUGAUUGAUGGAUUAAAAAUGGAAAGAAAAAUAUGGGGGCAGGAGUUGGCAGAACAGGGAGCUCAUCUUGCACAAGAUCGGGGGAAACUGGAGGCAAAAAUUGAAAUUUUAACAAAUGAGAUUGACACGUUAAAAAAGCAGAAGGAACAGGACAGUGAUACCAUAAAAAUUAAAAACAAAAUAGUGGAUGAUCAGACAGAAACAAUUAGGAAACUAAAAGAAGGCUUACAAGAAAAAGAUAAACAAAUCAAAAAACACCAUGAAGAAAAUCGGGAAGCUCAGAAAUUGCUUCAAAUACAGUUGGAUGAAAAAGCUGCUGAAUGUGAAAAGCUAAUGAAAAAAUUAGAAAGGCAAAAUGAAAGAAAAGAGGAAUUAAAGCAACUGCUAGAAGAAAAAGAAGUGGAACUUGAUGACAUUAAGAAUGCACACAGUGCACUGAAAAAGAGGUGGCAAGGUAAAGGAGAGCUAUUAAGCCAGCUGGAGGUGCAGGUUAAACAAAUGAAGGAGAACUUUGAUUUCAAAGAGAAGAAGCUGAUUGAAGAGAGAAAUAAAAGUCUUCAAACUCAAAAGAUUGCUGUGGAAAAGCUUCAUAAAAUGGAUAAUGCCUUCAGAAAGCAACUUGAGUCAGUGUUGGCAGCACAUCAGGAAGAACUCUUGCAGCUGGAAAAUGAAAAGGAAAAACAAAUUGAAGCAGCAAAUGAAAAAGUCUACUCUGUUGAAGAAGAAAUGCGGGAGCUUCUGCAAGAAAUGGCAAACAAUAAAAAAGCCAUGGAAAAUAAAAUACGACGACUUACAAAUGCAUUGAAUGAUAUUCAGCAAGACUUUGAAGAUUAUUAAUAUUUAUACUAAAAAUGUAUAUUACACAAGCAGUUUCAUCCACUACAACGCACUUUUCCUUGUUUUCUAGAGAAUUAAGUCUUUGUUGUAUAUUUUGAUAGUUCAGGGAGCAGACAAAUGUUUUUAUGUUAUUUUCAUAAUAAACAGUUAUUUCUAA
This is a messenger RNA of Passer montanus (Eurasian tree sparrow), 3768 nucleotides long. RefSeq names its product leucine rich repeat and coiled-coil centrosomal protein 1 (gene LRRCC1). Gene Ontology annotation, molecular function: protein binding. The record is from RefSeq and is a predicted model, not a curated record. The transcript is spliced from 19 exons. NCBI's taxonomy places the organism in Eukaryota, Metazoa, Chordata, Aves, Passeriformes, Passeridae. Gene Ontology annotation, cellular component: cytoplasm; centrosome. The coding region runs from base 516 to 3611 and encodes 1031 amino acids.